AAAAAUAAAAAACCAGUGAUAGGGCACAAGCGGUCGGAAGCAGGCCUCCAAAGUCGAAACGCAGAAUGACAUGACGCUGCCGUAGAAGUAGAAAAUCCCCAGUUCAAAUCUACUAAUAUUAGACCGUGUGGUGUCAGUGUGGACACUAAAAUCGUGAUAUCAAAUACCGUUUUUAACUUUUAAAAAAAAAAAAAAAAAAAACGUGAACUGAAAGAAGGAUUUCUAAAAAGUAAGUAAUACUCCUCCUCGUCCUGGAAGUGGAAAAUAGCUACUCUAGCUAGUUGUAAAGCUCAGAGGAACAGAACCGAACUGAACCGAAAAAAAUGUCAACGAAACGCAGACGAGAUUAUUACGACGAAGACGACAACAACGGCGAGGAGUACGAAAACGACGCCGUAUUUGCCAACGGCGGCAAGAGCCAGAAAGUUGAAGUGGAUCUCUCUCUCUUGGAAGCCUUAGAGAAAUCCCAAUCCCAAAACAAGAACGCAGUCGAAGUGGUCGACCUCAAAACCCUAAAGAAACUCGUCCUCUCCUUCGAGCGAAAGCUCAAGGACAACAUCGAAGCUCGCCUCAAAUACCCUAACCAGCCCGACCGAUUCGCCGACUCCGAAAUCGACCUCCACGACGACCUCCACAAGCUCAGCAUCAUCGCCGGAGCUCCCGAGCUAUAUCCGGAUCUCGUCCAUCUCAAUGCGAUUCCUUCGAUUUUGAACCUCCUUGCUCACGAUAACACCGAUAUCGCGGUCGAUGUGGUUCAGUUGCUUCAGGAUCUGACGGAUCCUGAUGUGUUUGAGGACGAUGAGGAGAGUGAUGAGCCGGCUAGGGUUUUGGUUGACGCGCUGGUGGAGAACAAUGUGCUCGAGCUGCUUGUUCAGAAUCUGCAGCGGUUGAACGAUUCCGAUCCCGAUGAGAUGGCCGCGGUGUAUAGCACGCUCACGACGGUGGAGAAUCUGGUGGAGGUGAAGCCUGCGGUGGCGGAGAUGGUGUGCGAGAGGACGAAGUUGUUGAAGUGGUUGCUAGGGAAGAUAAAGGUGAGGGAGUUUGAUAGUAACAAGCAGUACGCGUCGGAGAUUCUGGCGAUUUUGUUGCAGAAUAGUGCGGCGAAUCAGAGGAGGGUAGGGCAGAUGAACGGCGUGGAUGUGGUGCUUCAGGCCGUGGCGAUGUACAAGUCGAAGGAUCCGAAGAGUUUGGAUGAGGAGGAAAUGGUGGAGAACUUGUUUGAUUGUUUGUGUUGCCUGUUGAUGCCGUUGGAGAACAAGGAGAGGUUUGUGAAGGCCGAAGGUGUGGAGUUGAUGAUCAUUAUUAUGAAGCAAAAGAAGUCGGCUUAUAGCUCGGCUAUUCGGGCACUUGAUUUCGCUAUGACCAAGUAUCCUCCGGCUUGUGAGCGUUUCGUUGAUGUGUUGGGAUUGAAGACUGCCUUUGCUGCAUUUAUGGGUAAGAUUCCUGUGAAUAAGAAAAACAAGAAAGAGCGCUACCAAGAGGAGUUAGAAGAGCGAAUCGUGUCACUUAUUGCUUCAUUAUUUGGUGGAAUUUUGAGGGGUUCUAGAAGGGAAAGAUUGUUGAGUAAAUUUGUUGAAAAUGAAUGUGAAAAAAUAGACCGACUUAUGGAGCUUUAUAUGAGAUAUUCUGAUAGAGUCAAAACAGAGACCGAACGGCUAAAUCAUCUUGAACUCGAUGACUUGGAGAUGGAUGAAGAGGAGAAGUACAACCGGAAGCUAGAAUCUGGGCUUUACACUCUUCAGCUGAUCCAGGAAAGUAAUGGAGGUUAUAUGUGAUAAAAGAGAAGUUUCAGAGGCUAGGGCUGGUUAUGUUUAUAAUUGUAGAUUUGUAAAACCAGAAAAAAGAUGGUGCAAAAUCGGAGGGCCCUGGACUUUUCUAUGUUGCUGUUCUAAUGCUACAACGCAGCAUUUUGAUCGAUUAGAGUUUCCAAUCUUAUCAAGCUGUCGUCUGGAUCACACUUAGUAGGCUUCUGAUAAAGCUAAUAGUCUUAGAGGAGGGUUGAUUCUGUUAUAUGAUAGACCCAGAACAAUUGUGUUAAUUCUCUAUGUCGAGUAAAGUAAUUGGGAAUAACCGGUUCAUUCCGGCUUUUAAAGAGCUCUUGUAGUUCUGGGAGCCUGUACCAGAUCUCUUGGUCAAAAGUGUUUGGUGAAAAAAUAAAGUAGAAGGGAAGCAGUUUGGAAAAUUAUACUUUUGAGCGGAAAUGGAUCUAAAGGACCAGCUACUUUUGUUUUGCAUGUGAAAAUAGUAAAAUUGCUUGCCCUUGCAUUAUGGGAAGGGAAUUAAUCUUUGGCUGAAAGGAAUUUUAACCAGUAGUAUAGAUUGUUUUUCUCCUUUGUUUAAUGGCAGUCUCUACUUUUAUGUGA
This is a messenger RNA of Quercus robur (English oak), 2363 nucleotides long. RefSeq lists its product as uncharacterized. Gene Ontology annotation, cellular component: spliceosomal complex. The record is from RefSeq and is a predicted model, not a curated record. NCBI's taxonomy places the organism in Eukaryota, Viridiplantae, Streptophyta, Magnoliopsida, Fagales, Fagaceae. The transcript is spliced from 6 exons. Bases 324 to 1775 code for a protein of 483 amino acids.